This is a messenger RNA of Dendroctonus ponderosae (mountain pine beetle), 1888 nucleotides long. RefSeq lists its product as uncharacterized. Lineage: Eukaryota; Metazoa; Arthropoda; Insecta; Coleoptera; Curculionidae. The record is from RefSeq and is a predicted model, not a curated record. The transcript has 2 exons. The coding region runs from base 114 to 1475 and encodes 453 amino acids.
GCAAUAAAAAAUUUAUUGUAAAAUUAGUUUCGUUUUCUACAGAAAUAUUUCGUCGCCUGUGAACGUUUAAGCCCUAUUUUCUGAUUUGAUGUACUGAAUAUUUUUAAUUCAAAAUGAACAACGUUCGAUCUUUCUUCGACAGGCUGAGGAACUCACCAAUCUUAGGAGGCCGAAGAACUGAACAAAUAUUAACAGAAGGGUCCACGUCGGGUUUGUCAUCCACUAUACAAGAACGAAACGUGAAAUCGUUUUUAGAGGACUGCUUUAAUCAACCAGUAAAUGUUUUAAAUAUUCUGACCACUGAGAAAUCACCGGCAAACGAAAUUCCUGUUGUUAUUAAAAUAACCGUAGUAGCAAAAAUAGGACGAAGUAGAAUAAGCGAGGAUGUCCAUAUCAUUAUAAAAAUGCUCCAAGAAGAAACAUUUUUUAUCGGCGAUAAUUCAAAAUUGUUGAUGCGACUGGACCAUCUAACUAAAAUAAAAAAGGAAAUAUGCGUGUUCGACUUAGUUAUGGAAGCUUUCAUAAAAUUUCAAAAACCGAAGAACAUUAAGAUAAAAAAUCAAUUUUUCAAUUUAUUUGAGACAUGCAUAAGUUCCAGAGUUAGUUCAUAUGAAUCAAAUGAUGCCAAAUUUGCAUUGCCUGAUCCUUCAAGUGCUAUACUAUAUAACGAUUUGAGAUACGAUAAGUUUUAUUUUGAAGACGAGCUUCUAGACUUUGACUACCCUACCACCCAAGAAGUAGUUAAAAAUUUGGCUCGAAUGCAUGCGACGUCUGUGGCUUUCAGAUUGCUCGAGCCCGAACGAUUUAAUGAAGAAGUUCUUUCUGUUUUGGAGUUGAAAGAAAGAGACUAUGUCGUAAAGCCAACCUUUCCCGUUCACCUAAACCGAAAGUUGCUAAAAUUCUGUUUGAAAGAUAGCUUCUUCAAUAUAGACGUUAUUCUUGCAGAUAUUGCACAGUAUUCUAUCCUCAAUUGGUAUUCAACAAUAUCUGAAGAUCAAGAAUGGAUGGCUUUAUGCCAUUCGCAGUACUGGAUUCCUAAUAUAUUGGUUAAAAGAAAUAGAAAGAGACAGGCAAUUGCCAGUAAAGCCACAGCAUUACAUAAACUUGAGUUUAAUAAUUGCUGUCGCGAUUUGGCGUUUUUUUUGUUUACAAGUGUUGAGCCUAAAAUGUUAGAAAUGCAUUUUGAAGAUAUACUGAGGAUGUAUGUUAAAACAUUUGAAUGGGUUUUGGCAAUACACAGUGUCCCUGAUAUCAUCUGUGCUGCUUACAUCUACGAGGAAUUUCUAAAAGAGUUCGAUGUCCAAGGUCCUAAAAUCAUAUAUAAUUUAUUGACCGAUCUUCUACAAGUGACUUGUGACGAAUAUACGGAAGGAGGACUACCAAUUCUAAAUGCCCGAUAUAAAGAAAAAGUUAUCCGCGUUUUAAAACUUAUGGCACACUUUGAAUGGAUAAGUCCUGAAUGUCGAAAUCGCUAACAAUAAAAUAUUCCCAGUAUUGACACAAUACAUGUCUAAUUAUUUGUUCUGUACUUAUUGUCAUUUUAAAUACAUAUUGGCAUGCAUCAGUAGUAUACAAUUUUGAAACUGAUAUAUAAGUAAGCAAAACUUGCAAGUUUAAUGUACGAAGACGCUAAUUUUUGACUUUCCGUUUUAAGGAACGUUUAGGCUAAUUUUACUGUUGUAGUUUAGUUAAUUUUAUUGCAUUAUUGCAAAUAGAAAAUUAUUAUAAAAAUAAGUCUGUAGGUUUUUAAUUGAAGCAAUGCGCUUUAAAAAGUAGCUUCUGGCUCUUCUUAUUCAAAUGACAUUACAUUUGAAAUCUAUACCUUCUAUUCUGGUUGUAAGUAGAAACCAAAGAUAUUAUCAUUUUUAUAAUAAAUCAUCUAUUAAAA